AACGUGUCUGCUGGUCCUUUAAGCGGCGAAAAGGAGACUAUGACGUCAGCUGUAAAACCUGCUCUGGCUGGGUGUCUGAGUGCCCGACUCGGCCCUCAGAAAAGUCAACUGUUUGCCUUGCUACUUAUUGCUAACCUAAGUGUCCUAACUAUUUGGUUCUCCUUUCUUGGAGUCGUCUUCUUCUUUUUGUUUGACGACGGCAACCUUCGCGACACGGCUCCGAAAAACCCUUUCCGGAGAUGUUUUAUGCGGGGAGAAAAGUUCAUUGAGUGUUCUUUGGUGGAACCGGUGUGUGGCGGCCAGUGCCAAUGAUGGAUAAGCUAACCGAUUGCUGACUAGUUAGCCGAAAAGUCAAAGGUCAAGAAUAGAAGAGAGUGGGCAUGCUAACGGCGAGCUAGUUUAGCAAUCUGUCGGCUAACCGAGUGACUUUGUUAGCCCUCAACGAGCAACGUAAACUGGCUGCUGCUCGCUUCCUCGGGCCUGGUUGCGACACCGCGAAUAGUUUGUCAAAAGGAAACCAAUCCAGGAAGAAGCCCCUGCCUCGGAAGGGCUCUUAAAACAGGCCGGAGCAUUAUUGUUGGGAGGUUGUUGCUCUACCCCCAGACAAACAAUGCUGUCCAACGCACAGAACCAGCCGCUCUUUCCCAACCCGACCGGGCAACAGAAUCCCGCCGGGCAGCAGCAGAACCCCACAGGCCAGUUUCUCCCCUUCCUAAGCAGACCCACCUUACAAAUAAAGAAGAACGCCAUUACAGACGAUUAUAAAGUGACCAGUCAGGUGCUGGGGCUUGGUAUCAAUGGCAAGGUGCUCGAAAUCUUCCAGAGGAAAACCGGGGAAAAAUAUGCACUCAAGAUGCUUCAGGAUUGCUCAAAAGCACGUAGAGAAGUGGAGCUACACUGGAGGGCGUCACCUUGUGCCAACAUAGUACGGAUUAUUGAUGUCUAUGAAAACCUGUAUCAAAGCAGGAAAUGCCUGCUCAUUGUCAUGGAGUGCAUGGAUGGCGGUGAACUCUUCAGUCGAAUUCAGGACAGAGGAGACCAAGCCUUUACAGAGAGAGAGGCAUCUGACAUCAUGAAAAGUAUAGGUGAGGCGAUCCAGUACCUCCAUGCUGUUAACAUUGCUCAUCGAGAUGUUAAGCCGGAGAAUUUACUUUACACAACCAAGAGGCCCAACGCGUUGCUCAAACUCACUGAUUUUGGCUUUGCCAAGGAAACCACCUCUCACAAUUCUCUUGCUACUCCCUGUUACACACCUUACUAUGUUGCUCCAGAGGUUCUUGGCCCAGAGAAAUAUGACAAAUCUUGUGACAUGUGGUCUUUGGGUGUCAUUAUGUAUAUUCUGUUGUGUGGGUACCCGCCUUUUUAUUCGAACCACGGUCUUGCCAUUUCUCCCGGGAUGAAGAAGAGGAUUAGGAUGGGACAGUAUGAGUUUCCCAAUCCUGAGUGGUCUGACGUAUCAGAGGAAGCUAAACAACUCAUUAGGACCCUCCUUAAGACGGAGCCCACCCAAAGGAUGACCAUCACAGAGUUUAUGAAUCACCCCUGGAUUAAUCAAUCGAUGGAGGUUCCUCAGACGCCAUUGCACACUAGCCGGGUGUUAAAGGAAGAGAAGGACGCAUGGGAGGAUGUCAAGGAGGAAAUGACCAGUGCCUUGGCAACCAUGAGGGUUGACUACGAGCAAAUAAAGAUAAAGACCAUUGAGGACUCAACCAAUCCACUGCUAACGAAGCGGAGGAAGAAAGCCAGUAAUGCCAUGGCGGACACUCAGUCUGCUGCCCACUGAAUUAUGCACAAACCUAUUGUAAAAAGGAAGCAAUAAGUUGUCGACGUGAGUCGCAUUGCAUGAAUUUUCUGUGUUUUAAUUUCAAUAUCAAGCCCGUUUUGGAGAGUGCUAUUUUUUUAUUUUAAGCAUUAUAAUCACCCCCCCCCCCUCCACUGUUGCAGAGAGGUUCUUGAUCUGUGGUUUUACAUCAGGGAAGAGAUUAUGAAUUAUAAAAGGUGAGGAGAAGCACUAUGGUAUUUCUCUCCUGCCUCAAACAAUUAACUUUUGUGCUCAGAACUCAAGUACGUGAAGUAACACUGUUAGCACUGUCCGGUCCAAAAUAUUGAAUGUUAAAUGAAAUAGCUAAAUCCCCAAAACAAGUCAAGAAAGGAUUCCCUUUACUCAUACACAAUGUAAAAUGUCUUGAACUGACUAGUGGAUUGUAAGGAUUAUCCUGAUUGGAAUGAGCAGGGUUUUUUUUUCAUCUUUGUGAAUGUUCUCUUUCACCAGGACUGUUCUGUGCCAUUAUGACCUGUAGCCUCCCCCAACCCUUUUUUCCUCACCUGCCUUAAGACUUUUACAGGUCCAGUCUCUGGGCAGAGAAGGUAAAGUCACCUGCACGUAGCUUUAAAAUAAAAAAUAAAAAAAAAAAAAA
This is a messenger RNA of Syngnathoides biaculeatus (alligator pipefish), 2417 nucleotides long. RefSeq names its product MAPK activated protein kinase 2a (gene mapkapk2a). Gene Ontology annotation, cellular component: nucleus; cytoplasm. Bases 611 to 1783 code for a protein of 390 amino acids. Gene Ontology annotation, biological process: intracellular signal transduction; vascular endothelial growth factor receptor signaling pathway; protein autophosphorylation. The transcript is spliced from 10 exons. Gene Ontology annotation, molecular function: calcium/calmodulin-dependent protein kinase activity; calmodulin binding; mitogen-activated protein kinase binding. NCBI's taxonomy places the organism in Eukaryota, Metazoa, Chordata, Actinopteri, Syngnathiformes, Syngnathidae. The record is from RefSeq and is a predicted model, not a curated record.